CAAAAAAAAAACAAAACAAAAACAGAGCAAGAAGAAGAAGAAACACAGCCAUGGAAGAAUCAGAACAAGCUCUUCCUCUGUUAACAAAACCGAAAGAUCAGAAAAACUCAUCCUCGGGCUCAUCAUCUUCAUCAUGCGAAACCAGAGACGAAACAGAGGGUCUCUGUUUACCAAUCUCCGGCGACUCAGGAGAAGACGAAGAGAACUCACCAAUUCGACAAGUAGCACUCACCGUUCCGACAACAGACGAUCCUUCAUUACCUGUCUUAACAUUUCGUAUGUGGGUCUUAGGAACUCUCUCCUGCAUCCUCUUGUCGUUUCUCAACCAGUUCUUCUGGUACAGAACAGAGCCUCUCACGAUCUCCGCAAUCUCCGCCCAAAUCGCCGUAGUACCUCUCGGUCGACUCAUGGCUGCUAAAAUCUCCGAUAGAGUUUUCCUUCAAGGGUCAAAGUGGGAAUUCACCUUGAAUCCAGGUCCAUUUAAUGUUAAAGAGCAUGUGUUGAUCACAAUUUUCGCUAACGCCGGAGCUGGAUCUGUCUACGCAAUUCACAUUGUCACCGUUGUGAGGGCGUUUUACAUGAAGAACCUAACGUUCUUCGUAUCUUUCAUCGUUAUCGUUACCACCCAAGUGUUAGGGUUUGGUUGGGCCGGAAUAUUCAGGAAAUAUCUUGUUGAACCGGCGGCGAUGUGGUGGCCGGCGAAUCUUGUUCAAGUUUCACUUUUCAGGGCGUUGCACGAGAAAGAAGAACGGACCAAAGGAGGGCUGACACGUACACAGUUCUUCCUGAUAGCAUUCGUUUGCAGUUUCGCGUAUUAUGUGUUUCCGGGCUACUUGUUUCAGAUAUUGACGUCAUUGUCGUGGAUUUGCUGGUUCUUUCCAGCAUCAGUCAUGGCCCAACAGAUCGGGUCGGGUCUUCACGGGUUAGGUGUUGGAGCCAUUGGACUCGACUGGUCAACCAUCUCCUCUUACUUGGGUAGUCCACUCGCUAGUCCAUGGUUUGCUACGGCUAAUGUGGGUGUGGGAUUUGUGCUGUUGGUCUACGUUUUGGUACCGAUAUGCUAUUGGCUCGAUGUGUAUAAGGCCAAGACCUUCCCUUUAUUCUCGAGCUCUCUUUUUACAAACGAAGGUUCAAAAUACAACAUCACAUCCAUUAUAGACUCUAAAUUCCACCUUGAUCUCCAAGCUUACGAGCGUGAAGGCCCUUUGUAUCUCAGCACUUUCUUCGCCAUUAGUUACGGUGUUGGCUUUGCCGCUUUAAGCGCUACCAUCAUGCACGUUGCUCUCUUCCAUGGAAGAGAGAUAUGGGAGCAAAGCAAAGAGAGUUUCAAAGAGAAGAAACUGGACAUACACGCGAAGCUAAUGAAAAGGUACAAGCAAGUCCCGGAGUGGUGGUUUUGGUGCAUACUCGCUACCAAUAUUGGAGUCACAAUCUUUGCUUGUGAGUAUUACAAAGACCAACUUCAGUUACCAUGGUGGGGUGUUCUUUUGGCAUGUACAAUCGCUAUUAUCUUUACACUUCCUAUUGGUAUCCUCACCGCCAUAACCAACCAGGCUCCAGGAUUGAACAUUAUUACGGAAUAUAUCAUAGGAUAUAUCUAUCCAGGAUAUCCAGUUGCAAAUAUGUGCUUUAAAGUAUAUGGAUACAUAAGCAUGCAACAAGCCAUCACUUUUCUUCAAGACUUCAAACUUGGUCAUUACAUGAAGAUUCCACCUAGAACCAUGUUCAUGGCACAGAUUGUUGGAACACUCAUCUCAUGUUUGGUUUACCUCAUAACGGCUUGGUGGCUAAUGGAGACCAUCCCCAACAUAUGUGAUUCGGUUUCUAAUUCAGUUUGGACAUGUCCAGGAGAUAAAGUCUUCUACGAUGCAUCUGUGAUAUGGGGACUUAUUGGACCACGUAGAAUAUUUGGAGAUCUUGGUUUAUACAAAUCAGUUAAUUGGUUCUUCCUCGUGGGCGCUAUUGCACCGGUUCUUGUUUGGUUAGCCUCAAGGACGUUCCCUAGACAAGAAUGGAUCAAGCUUAUAAACAUGCCGGUUCUUAUUAGCGCAACAAGCUCGAUGCCACCGGCAACAGCCGUGAACUACACGACGUGGGUUCUUGCUGGAUUUUUAUCCGGAUUUGUUGUGUUUAGGUACAGACCAAAUCUAUGGCAGAGGUAUAAUUAUGUUUUGUCAGGAGCGUUGGAUGCUGGAUUAGCAUUCAUGGGUGUUUUGCUUUAUAUGUGUUUGGGACUUGAGAAUGUGAGUUUGGAUUGGUGGGGAAAUGAGCUUGAUGGUUGCCCUUUGGCCUCUUGUCCAACCGCGCCUGGUAUUAUUGUUGAAGGUUGCCCGCUAUAUACAUAACCAAAAAAGCGUUUGCGUUUCAAUUCGAUUGGCAAAUGGCAAAGGCCUUUGCAAUGAUCAAGUUUGGCUGUGGAUUUGGUGGGGGGAAAUGGCGGCUGUCUCUAGCCUAUGUUUGACAAAGAUAUAUCAUUGUUUCCCUUCAUUCUCAUUUACGUUGGGAGAUUGCUUGUGUAUAUAUAUUGUAAAGAUGAUUAAUUACUAGGGAGGGAUAUUCAACCGUUUGGUUUGAUUGGUUCUAUUAUUUUUAUUCUUCUAUAAUUUUAAUUCUGUCUUGAACUUUUGAAUUUCA
Molecule: messenger RNA, 2634 nt
Organism: Eutrema salsugineum
Lineage: Eukaryota; Viridiplantae; Streptophyta; Magnoliopsida; Brassicales; Brassicaceae
Product: oligopeptide transporter 7
Exons: 9
Coding region: 51-2345 (764 amino acids)
Biological process (GO): transmembrane transport
Molecular function (GO): oligopeptide transmembrane transporter activity
Source: RefSeq, a predicted model, not a curated record